CAGCAAAAUAACAAAUGUGAAACCGGUAAAAUCAAAAAACAAAGUCGGAGAAGCUCCAUCCAUUAAUGGCGGACUACGAGGCAGCGACCGCAGCCCAUCAGACCCUAAUCCACCGCGAGGCAGAGGUCCUGCAGGCGCUAAGCACCGUCAUCCAGCUCCACUUCGAGAAGACCCUCGAGAAGAAACGGGCCGUCGAUCUCCAGAAGAAGGAGCUAUGGAAAAUGUUCCAGCUCUUCUUCAUAUUCCUGGCGCUGGUCGUCCUGGGCCAGGCCCAGUCGUCCCGGCUGCAGUGCAGGCACUGCUGGGUUCCGAUUGGGCUUCUCUCGAUGGGCCACCUCAUCUUCUACGUGUCGGUGGCCCAGACCCUGCGGUGCAUCAACGGGUUCAAGUACCAGAGGCGGUGCCACAAGCUGACCCUGGGCGAGGCGACGGAGCGGCUGCGGCAGCUGAAGAUGCGGAUAAGCGGCGGCGGCGGCGCGGCGGCGGAGGAGUGUGAGAUACACUACCAGCAACCGCCGGAGAGCUACUUUGAUAAGCUGAAGAGGAAUUGGGCUUUGCAUUUUGGGUUCUUGAUCCUGAUCUACGCUUUCAUGGCAAUAGGACAUGGGAUGUGUACCUCUUUUCUAGAUAAGGUACUACAAGUUUCAAGGGGAUUCUUUGAACAACCAAUGGAAGAGAAAAUGAAGUAUGCCAAAGGGCUAAAUGACUUUGAAGGUUAUGGAGCUGACCCCCCUCCUCAGGAGGGACAACCACUUGAUUGGUCUGAUCGCCUCUAUCUCAAUGUUCACCCUCAAGAUAUGAAAAACUAUAAUUUUUGGCCGAAAAAUCCAGACUCUUUUCGACAAGUAGUGGAAGAGUACACGGACAAGAUCAAAAUGGUGAUCGAAAUGACCUCAAAAGCCAUGGCAAGAUCACUAAAUUUGGAAGAAAGUUGCUUCCACAGACAGUUUGGUGAGAGAUCACAACUGAGUGUAAGGUUCAACUACUAUUCACCAUGCCAAAGGCCAGAUCUUGUUCUUGGCCUAAAGCCCCACUCAGAUGGGUCAGGCUACACAGUAAUCAUACAAGAUGAAGCAGGGCUCCAAGUUCUCAAGAAUGACAAAUGGUUCACUGUUCCUAAAAACCCGCAUGCCAUCCUGGUUAUAAUGGGUGAUCAAAUGGAGAUAAUGAGUAAUGGGAUAUUCAAGAGCCCAGUUCAUAGGGUUUUGAGCAGUUCAGAGAGGGAUAGAAUAUCAGUAGCUGUAUUCUAUACACCUGAAAUAGGAACAAAAAUUGGACCAGAAAAGGGGUUAUUUUUUAAUGAUGAAGAACGAAGGGUUUACAAGAGGGUGAAAGAUUAUGCAGAUCUUCAUUGGGAAAAUUUCCAAAGCGGGAAGGGGAUGAGAGCAUUGCUCCACAUAGCACAUGUCUAGAAACUCUACUACUAAUAACUUUUAUCCAUGGUUGUUUGCUAAAACUAAUAAGGUCCCAAUUAUUUAUCAAUGGUUAAAAUUGUAUGUAUAGAACUGUAAAUUAUAAUGCUAUGUAUGUAUGUUCCAGUCACAUAUCUCAAGUUCACUCACAAAUUGAACUUUUAGGUUAAAUGGUGUGCUUUUGUGCAUAUGUUCUCUUAUAAUCUCUCAUAUUUUUGAACGU
This is a messenger RNA of Cuscuta epithymum, 1635 nucleotides long. The record is from the annotation of a GenBank genome assembly. NCBI's taxonomy places the organism in Eukaryota, Viridiplantae, Streptophyta, Magnoliopsida, Solanales, Convolvulaceae.